Molecule: messenger RNA, 471 nt
Organism: Candidozyma duobushaemuli
Lineage: Eukaryota; Fungi; Ascomycota; Pichiomycetes; Serinales; Metschnikowiaceae
Product: dolichyl-diphosphooligosaccharide-protein glycotransferase
Exons: 1
Coding region: 1-471 (156 amino acids)
Biological process (GO): protein N-linked glycosylation
Cellular component (GO): oligosaccharyltransferase complex; membrane
Source: RefSeq, a predicted model, not a curated record
AUGGCCAAAAAGGACGGAUCCAAAAAGGCGGCUGCAGCGGCCCAGGCGGCGGUUGCAGCUAAUGCCAAAACAGACGAUGAGAUCGUCACAAAAUCAAAACAAAGCUCGGUGCUGGGCUCUGUGAAUGACGUGGUUGGUGCUGUUCAGGCAACCUACAAGGACUACCUCGAGACGUUAACGCCUCGCCUCAAGUUGAUCGACACGUUUUUGGUGUUUUUGGUUGCCGCGGGCGUGUUGCAGUUUGUGUAUGUUCUUUUGGUGGGAAACUUCCCCUUCAAUGCCUUUUUGGGUGGGUUUAUCUCGUGUGUGGGUCAGUUUGUGCUUACGGUGAGCUUGCGUUUGCAGUAUGCCACUGCCGACAAGGACCGUGCUAGCAGUGUGUUCAAGGCGAUAUCGCCCGAGGUGGCGUUUGGCGAGUACAUUUUUGCCUCGUUGAUUUUGCACUUUAUCGUGUUCCACUUCAUCAACUAA